Molecule: messenger RNA, 225 nt
Organism: Suillus subaureus
Lineage: Eukaryota; Fungi; Basidiomycota; Agaricomycetes; Boletales; Suillaceae
Exons: 2
Source: RefSeq, a predicted model, not a curated record
AUCUGCUGUACUGGGAGUACAAAUUGGGACAUGCAAGAACGGUUCCAGCACAGUGCAGAUACUAUUUCAAAGAUUUUUCUUCAUCUUCUAGACAUGGUAGUAUCACCAUGCUUUUAUCAGCACUAUGUCAGCAUACCACCCAAUGACAUAGUCCCCCCUGAGAUUCACAGUAAUCCCAAGCUCUACCCAUUUUUUCAGCACUGUUGGGGUGCAAUUGAUGGGACA